Messenger RNA from Nicotiana attenuata, 1387 nucleotides. Its product is annotated as putative B3 domain-containing protein At5g58280. The record is from RefSeq and is a predicted model, not a curated record. NCBI's taxonomy places the organism in Eukaryota, Viridiplantae, Streptophyta, Magnoliopsida, Solanales, Solanaceae. Bases 230 to 1111 code for a protein of 293 amino acids. The transcript has 8 exons. Gene Ontology annotation, molecular function: DNA binding.
CGAAACUCAAAGCAGUAAGGCGCGUGUACUCACUGUUUUCAAAUUUCAAAAAGGCGCUUUCUUCUUUCUUCUCUCUGUCUCUCCACAUUCGGCCCCUUCAACACCACUGCAUUCUCGCCUCAGGUGAAAAAACGUUAGAGGUGUUUGUUUCACUUUUCAGCUCCAAAUUGCAUUACAGUAAAUACUCUUUCUUCUUCUGAUCAGGGAAGGUUUUUGAGUACUACAAUCAAUGGCAAAUGAAAAUGGCACAACUAGUUACGAGGAGGUCCGAAGGCAGAGGGUUCUGGACAAUAAGAAACGAUUCGAGGAUCUGGGUAUUUUGAGUAUAUCUAAAAACCUUUCUGAUCUUGCAAAGUCUGAGAAGAAGUCCGACAAGAAAUACGAGGUAACCCGAGUUAGACAAAAAGCAAACGAUGUUUACAUGUUGGAGCCAAGAAGGUCUGGACGGGAUAGAAAUCCUGUUCCAUCAUACCGCGAUGAUAUUGAUAUGGAACUUCCAUCUUUUCGGAACAGAUCAAGAUUGAGUUCCUCAUGGGCAAGUUAUCUAGCAAGACCAUUGGAAGAAGUAAAAAUGGCUUCAUGUCAAGCAAGAGCGCAAGCUAUCAAAAGUGCAGAAAAGCUCCAGAGCAAUCUACAGUCUGCAAAUCCAUCUUUUAUCAAGUCUAUGGUCCGAUCUCACGUCUACAGUUGUUUCUGGCUGGGACUUCCUACUAGAUUUUGUGAAGACCAUCUUCCCAAAUCCACCGUAAAUGUUCUGUUAGUGGAUGAGGAAGGUUCAGAGUAUGAAGCUCUCUUUAUUGGCAAAAGAACUGGACUAAGCGGAGGAUGGAGAGCAUUUGCGCUAGAUCAUAAGCUGGAUGAUGGGGAUGCUCUAGUAUUUGAAUUGGUUGAGGCAACAAAAUUCAAGGUGUACAUAGUUCGAACAUCCCAUUGUUCAAGUAGAGAGGAUAAAUCUGGUGCGGAAAAAGGAGAGAAUGAAGCUGAAGAAACAUCAAAGAGUGUGACAAAGAAAAGAAAGAAAAGUAGCAAGCAAUCAGAAGUUCCAACGGUAGCUAAAGAAGAGAUUUCUGUGGCGGCUUCAGCCACGAGGCGCAGUACUAGAAGAAAGUAAAUCAUGUAAAGAAGCAUCAUUUUGUAGGCAUGUCAAAAAUUAAACCUUUGUUGGGGUAAGCAUAUGAAGUUUACUGAAACAAUAUGCAGGACAUGUUCAAAUUUUCGGUGGUAAAUUGCAUUUACCACAAACUAAUUAGACACCUGCCCUGAAAACUCUUGAUGUUGGCACCAAUGGUAUGUAAAUGUAACUCGCUGUUCAAACAACUAUUCGGAGUUCCUAGAGCCUCCUCGUAAGGCUUACGAAAGAAAUACAACUGCAGCUCUUUUGCACAAA